AUGCUUUGGCGAACAAAGUCCCACCACAGUCAGGCCUCCGAGGACGCCUCCCUCUCCAAAACAGCGUCCGCAUCCAAAAAUGACCCUGCCGCAUCCGCCACCGCGGCGGCGGGCACUGAAUGGUUGGCCGGUCACUUGAACCACCUUACACCAGAACAAGAAGAGAAACUGGCACAGUUUAAGACGGUCUGUGCUGAGCGUGGUUACUAUACUGCUGCUGUGGAACCAGCUGAAGGCGUGGAGGAGAAGCCUCCUAGCCAUGAUGAUGCGACAAUGCUUCGGUUCUUGCGAGCCCGAAAGUUCGAUGUCGAGGGUGCGUGGGGUCAAUUUAAGGAUACGGAGGACUGGCGCAAAGAAAAUGCCAUUGAGUCGCUUUAUGCGAAUAUUGGUGUGGACUCAUAUGAGGCUUCCAGACGGAUGUACCCGCAAUGGACUGGUCGUCGUGAUCGCCGUGGUAUCCCCGUUUACGUUUUCGAAAUCCGUCAUUUGAACUCAAAGGAGAUGGCGACUUAUAACGCGAACAUCAAUAAUGGUACACCGGAAUCUCACAAGUCCUCAUCUGUCCCCGCGCGCCUGCUCAACUUGUUUGCUUUGUAUGAGAACUUGCUUGGCUUCGUUAUGCCUCUUUGCUCUGCUUUGUCUAGACCUAACCCCGAGACUCCUAUUGUCACCUCGACCAACAUUGUGGAUGUUAGUGGAGUUGGAUUGAAACAGUUCUGGAAUUUGAAGAGCCAUAUGCAGGACGCGAGUGUGUUGGCUACUGCUCAUUACCCUGAGACUCUUGAUCGGAUCUUUAUUAUCGGUGCCCCUGCUUUCUUCCCUACCGUUUGGGGCUGGAUUAAGCGCUGGUUCGACCCAGUCACUACCUCCAAGAUUUUCAUUCUCUCCGCUUCAGAGGUCAAGCCAACCCUCGCAUCCUUCAUGGACCCUUCCAGUUUCCCAAAGCAAUAUGGUGGCGACCUGGAGUGGCAAUGGGGCGACCUUCCCAACUUGGACGAACCAGCCAGCGAGCUACUGAAGGGUGUGCAGACAGGCGAAAAGACGGACAUUAUCAAGGGUCCGAUGUUGUUCCAGGGUGAUCAGAUCGAGGUCCUUGGUUCCGAAGAUGGCAAGGAGCGACGGAAGACCGUGCCCGUUCCUCAGUCCCCCGCCCCCGCAGAGUCCUCAAGCAGCGAUGCUGAUUCCACACCCGUUCCCACGGAGAACGAGAAGAUCGCUGUGAACGUUGAUCAAGUCUCUACCGAGGAGACUCAGACUACUACUGUGGCGGCAUAG
Molecule: messenger RNA, 1275 nt
Organism: Penicillium malachiteum
Lineage: Eukaryota; Fungi; Ascomycota; Eurotiomycetes; Eurotiales; Aspergillaceae
Product: SEC14 family lipid-binding protein
Exons: 4
Coding region: 1-1275 (424 amino acids)
Source: RefSeq, a predicted model, not a curated record